AUGCGAUACCGAUUACUGGCACAGCCAGUGCAUAAAAGUGCAAGAUCGCAAUGCAGUGACAAACAUUUGCACAAAUAUGAGUGAACGAACUUCGUUGACCAGCUGCAGCCGUAAGAACAAUAAGAGAAAUGUCCAGAGCAACGCCAGUACAAUCAUCGGCUGUGCCGCCCGUUUGGAGCUGUGACACGCACAGGCGCAGUCAUAAUCAACAGCGCGAGCUUAAACAACAACAACUGCAACUUUUCACACUCCAGACGGAACUGCGUCGCGCCACCAAUCAUUGGUUUCAGGCCAAGACCGAUGAACGCUUCCAGUUGCUGGUGCAGACAUGCGUUCAAAUCCUGCAGCACGGCUUGCGGCAGCCAACGGCUAUCGGAACGCUGCGCCUAGUUGAAGACUUUGAAUUUCUACGUCUCAGCGAGCAUCCGCCACAGCAGCAGCAGCAGCAGCAGCCGGCAAAGGCAACAACUUCAGCUAAUUCCUCACCUGCACCAGGACCCACAGGGAAUGUGGCAUUUAAUGUCAGCGAGUUCCUAACCCAUUGGGCCGCCAGCUGUCUGCGCUCGCGCUGCUUGUCGCGCUGCGUGCAGAUGCUGGUGGCGGACAAAGAGCUGCUGGACAGCUACUAUCAGCGGGAGGUGGCCUUUCUGCGGGAUGGCGCAUGUGCGGCGGCGCUGUUCGCCUGUCUGACGGCCGUUGAGCUGGACCAGAGCAGCUUGCUCAGCCAGCUGGAGCCGCUUGUGGGCAGACGUCGCCAUCGGCGCACCAGCUCGCAGCCCAAUUUCAGUUUUUCGCACCGACUGCACGUGGUGCAGGAGGAGGAGCAGCAUCAACUGCAAGUGCAACAGCAGGAGCAGCAGCAGAAAUCGCUGCAACAGCAACAAGUGCUGCAUCCAAAUCCGGUAGCUACGCAACUGAUGCGACGCUUCAAGAGUUUGCCCUGCCUCUAUCACAGCGACAGCAGUUUGGAUCGAGUGUCGAAUGCAGAGAGUGGACUCUCGCCGGCAGCUCCUGCCGCACGUCCGCGUUGUCAGACCUACAACAACAGCCCGAAUGUGGCACUGAGCGGCUGCAGCCUCAGCACGGCCAGCAGCAGCCAAGUGGCAUCGCCAGUGCCGCGCCGCAUACAGCUGAUCAACUGCGAUGACAUCAAGAUCUGGACAGAUCAGACGAGCAGCGUCACUCCCGCCACUGGCCACAGCCAAUCAUCACCCGCUCCAGUGCCCGCCACGAAGCGGGGCAGCUUUCUGGGUAAUCUGUUCGGAUCGCCGCCGGUGUACACCAGCUGGUACAAUAAGAGUCGCGGUGAGAGCGACGAGGCGGGCAGCGGGAGUGGCUUAAACGGCUUGACUGGCUUGAAUGGCUUCCUGGCCAUCAACGGACGCAAGCUGGACAAACGGCAGCAGCAGUCGCUCUUCGAGGGCGUCAGCAUGCUGGACUACAACAAUUGUCAGGCGGCGACGAGCAGGACAGCGACGGAGCCCUUGGACAUAGUGGGCGGUGUGGUGGGUCAGCAGCAGCAGCAACAGCACAGCGCCAGCUGCAGCACCACCUCCUGCAGCCUGAGCAGCGAGAGCCAGUACAGCAACAGCAAUAAAAUGGACAAUCAGAGUCUGGCCGCCUUCCUGCAAAUGUCGCGCAAUGCGCGCAACAACACGGAGCUGGAGAAGGAGAACGCCCACUUUCGCAUCUCGGAGGCGUGCAUUGCGGCCAUCGAGCACGUGAAGUGGAGUCGCCGGGGACAGCCGCCGGAGUGUGCCGGCAGCAGCAGCAGCAGCAGUGGCCUGGCCACAGAAGGGGAUGCCCUGCUGCUGCCCUUUAUGGAGCAGCAGACCACAAAUGGUCAUGGGCAGGAGGAGAGCAUCAACAGACACAGCAUCAGCAACCAUGACAACAAUAGCGCCGAGGCAGUCGGUCUACAGCUAAUCUCGCGCUUCAAUGACAAACAGCUGCCCAAGCUGGCGGACUUGAAGUGGCUCGUCUCGGAGCAGGAUGCGCCGCAGCAGCUGCUGCCCCUGCCGAAGCUAACGCCAGAACUGCAGCAGCAGCAGCUGGAAACGCUGGGCGAGACGAGUCUGACGCGCGGCACCAAGACCUGGGCGCCGCCACGCCAACAAAUCAUCUUCACCGAGCAUCCGCCGGCAAGUCGCUCGCAGCUGCUCAGCCGGCAGCAUUACCGCUGCGCCGGCUGCGGCAUGCAGGUGACGCGGCAAUAUCAGCAAUAUUUCCGCUACUGCAAUUACCUGGGCAAGUACCUGUGCACCGGCUGCCAUCGCAACCAGCUGUCGGCCAUCCCGGCCAAGAUACUGCAGUCGUGGGACUUUCGCUGCUAUGCGGUCAGCUCGUUCGCCUAUCGCCUCAUCGAACAGAUGUACACGUUCCCGCUGUUCCAUGUGCCCGAUCUGAAUGCCCAGCUGUAUGUGAAGCAGAAGCAGUUGGCCAAGGCGCGACGGCGUCGGCUCCAGCUGAAAUAUGUCCAUAACUUCAUUAGCACCUGCCGCUUUGCCACCAAGGAGCAGGCGCUGUUCGAUGCGGUACCGGCGCACAUCACCAACGAUCCGGACAUGUGGUCCAUGUGUGACUUUGUCGAUGUGCAAAACAGCAGUUUGUGCCGCUCCAUCGAGGAUCUGAUUGAACUGAACGAGCAACAUGUCUACAGCUGUGUGCUCUGCACGGGUCGCGCGUUCGUCUGCGAGCUGUGCAAGAGUCGCGAGCUGAUCUAUCCUUGGCAGCGGAAGGUGCAUCGUUGUGGGCAGUGCGGCGCCUGCGUUCAUACCAACUGCUGGAAGCUGAAAUCGACUGGUGGCUGUUUGCGCUGUGACCGGCUGCAUGGACGACAACAACAACAAAAACAACAGCUGCAGAAGCAGCAGGAGUAGAGCAUGGCCAAAUUAUUAUUACUUUUUUUUUUUGUAUAUGUAUAGUGUAUAUAAACGUGUAAAUUUUGGAUUCUAUUAGCAAAUGUACCUCAAGUGAAUGA
Messenger RNA from Drosophila navojoa, 2980 nucleotides. It is a transcript of the gene Rubicon, whose product is annotated as run domain Beclin-1-interacting and cysteine-rich domain-containing protein rubicon. Gene Ontology annotation, cellular component: intracellular membrane-bounded organelle. Lineage: Eukaryota; Metazoa; Arthropoda; Insecta; Diptera; Drosophilidae. Gene Ontology annotation, molecular function: phosphatidylinositol phosphate binding. The record is from RefSeq and is a predicted model, not a curated record.